This is a messenger RNA of Poeciliopsis prolifica (blackstripe livebearer), 4467 nucleotides long. RefSeq names its product transcription factor AP-4-like. The transcript has 7 exons. The record is from RefSeq and is a predicted model, not a curated record. Gene Ontology annotation, cellular component: nucleus. NCBI's taxonomy places the organism in Eukaryota, Metazoa, Chordata, Actinopteri, Cyprinodontiformes, Poeciliidae. Gene Ontology annotation, molecular function: RNA polymerase II cis-regulatory region sequence-specific DNA binding; protein dimerization activity; DNA-binding transcription factor activity, RNA polymerase II-specific. Gene Ontology annotation, biological process: regulation of transcription by RNA polymerase II. The coding region runs from base 292 to 1299 and encodes 335 amino acids.
CACACACACACACACACACACACGGAGCCGUAGUAGGCGGAGGCUGGAAGGCAACACACACACACACACGCUGGAGGGAACCCCAUCAGCUGUGGAAAGAAACACAGCUCGAUUUUACUUUUCGCUUAUUCCUUUUCUCCUCCUCAGAUUGAAUUUUAGAGCGGGGUUUCAGGGUCUCCGCCUUUGCGGGUUCUGCGAUACUAGCGGAAAACGCAGCACUUGAACGAGAGCACACGAGUGGGAAGGGGAAGAAAACAGCAAACACGAACUCCAGAAGGUGGCUUUGAAAGCAUGGACUAUGUCAGGAUGCCGACAGAGAAGAUAACGUCCCUGCAGCACUUCAAGCGGACGGAGAAGGAUGUUAUCGGCGGACUCUGCAGCCUGGCGAACAUCCCCCUCAGUCCUGAGACGGCCCAGGACCAGGAGAGACGGAUCCGUCGGGAAAUCGCCAACAGCAACGAGCGGCGGCGUAUGCAGAGCAUCAACGCUGGAUUUCAGUCCCUCAAAACACUCCUGCCACACACAGAUGGGGAGAAGCUCAGCAAGGCCGCCAUCCUUCAACAAACGGCGGACUACAUCUUUAGCUUGGAGCAGGAGAAAACCCAGCUGCUAACCCAGAACAACCAGCUCAAACGCUUCAUUCAGGAGUUCAGCGGCUCCUCGCCCAAAAGGAGGCGAGCCGAGGAGAAGGACGAGGGCAUCGGGUCUCCGGACACGCUGGAGGAGGAGAAGGUGGAGGAGCUGAGGAGGGAGAUGAUCGAGCUGCGGCAGCAGCUGGACAAGGAGCGCUCGGCUCGCAUGCAGCUGGAGGAGCAGGUGAUCUCAGCUGUGCGGUCUCUGGACGGCCAGCUACACCCAGAGCGUCUGAAGGUGAUCACCCAGCAGGUGGAGGAGGAGCAAGCCCUCAUCCAGAGCCAGACGCUGCUGCGGCUACAGCAGAUCCACGCCGCCGCCGACAGACAAACACACAGUCCUCAGGUGCUGGCUCCGCCCACUCCGCCUGCCCCAACCCACCACCCCACUGUCAUCGUCCCAGCCCCAACACUAAACCAACACCAUCACGUCACUGUGGUGACCAUGAGCCCAUCUGUCCACACCAGCACCGUGUCCACUUCCAGACAGAACCUGGACACCAUUGUGCAGGCCAUCCAGCACAUCGAGCGCACCCAGGAGAGAAGAGGCAGCUCCGAGGACGAGCAGAGGAGAGCGGUCAUCGUCAGCCCCACCCACGUCGCCAUGGACACCGCCUGCUCGGACACGGACACGGACACGGAGGGUGAAGACUGUUUGAUGAACUGACCCGCCCCCCACCCUGAACUCCUGCCGAACCCCGUCCCUCCAACACGCACACAAACACUUAAGACACCCCACUCACUGUAAGAUUCCCUCCAGGAGCUUGACUACUCAUGUUAAUCUGUCUUUGGCAUUACCUAAACUCCUAAAUCCAGUGGUUUAAGCUCUGCGUCAAGUUUUGUACUGUAAUUUUUCGGAGUAUAGAAGAGGUGCAGGAUCUGUUGGGUCUCUGCAGCUACUUGAAUAAUCAAACGGUCUACUUGUAGACAAAAAAGGCUGUUGGCCCCCUGAUGUUUCUCGUUUGUGCGUGCUCUCCACAUAGUCCCGGAAUCAUCGUCGCCCUCUUUCUGUCACUCCUGACAGUGCAGCUACAUCUACUGGAGUCAGUUUAUCAGAAGGAUGAAUGUAACGACACAAUAAGCAAGGAGAUCCUUAUUCCCAUGUUUUCUGUUUUUCGUAUAUUUCUGGUGGCUGUCAAAUCUUAAGCUAUUUAAUACUAAAUUUUGAAAUUUGAACCAACACAUAAAAUCUUACUUGAAGAAAAGAAAAAAAAAAAAAGCUGUUUUUAAACUCUAAAUAAGCCCUUAGGAAUAAGCUGAAUUCCUUCUCUGGUCUUUCAGUUUAGAUGUUUUAUAUAUAACAUUGUUAAGUGUCAGGGUCGCCAAUCGUUGAAGGUUUUGUCCUAAUUUAAAAUUAGUCGACUUUUUUUUUUCUUUUUUCGUUUUUUUUAUUUGCUUGUUUUGUUUGUUCUUAAAAGGAGGGAGGAGAAAAACGCACCAUUACGUUUUUAACUUAAUGUCGGCUUGUUGCAUGAAAAACAUUCAGGUGCCGCAUUUUUGUAAAUAAGCGAUCAACCCGAGACGGUUUGACUGAAUCAGACUCUCUGGAAUCUACAAAUAUUUCCAUCGAAGUUCUGAAACAGAUGGGCAUGAAUCAUGUUUCCAGCAUUUCCCCCUAAGGGCCUGAAUCCACCAUCUGGUCUUGGUGACUAUGCACUUGAGAUGUUGGGAUUUAUGCAAUUCCAUCUUUUGUACACUUGUUCCUUUUUUUUUUUUUUUUGUAUUUCGUUGUCGCUAUCAUUUAAACAUAGGUUGAAGUUCUCUAUGCACCGUGUAUGAAACUUGACGUGUUUAAAUGGAAGAAUGUAGUACUUAAGAGGUGCUUGUUUUAGUCGUCACCGAUCUGCAGGGGCGCAACGAGCCGAGGCCAAAAGUACCUGCAAUAAGUCACCUUCAGUCAGAUAUUAAGUUGAACUCGACAACACAGGAAUUAAAUUUCUGGUGUCCUUUCUUACAAAACAAAAAACAAUCCCACAAAGCAAAGUUUAACCAGCAAUAGAUUCUCAUGGUUUGAGUAAAAAUACAACGGUGUCACAGUUUGUACAGAAAACAGAAUAGCAACAGCUAUCCCUGCUGGUGACGUGCAAAAUUAGACUUUUUUUAUUUUUUUUUUUUUUUUUUUAACCCAAAAUAAGCCUGUAGUAUAGGAGCCUUCUUUAAGCCAGCUGUCCAGCAGAGCACAGCAUCAGGUGUGCUCUGCCUGCGUAUUUUUAUUAUUAUUAUUUUACACAUAGCGUGGCUAUAGAAGACAACUUUAUUUACAGUCAUAUCCGGCAACUUCAUCGACCGUGGAGGCACCAGGCACGGACCAGUUUGUUUUGGUAGAAACUGCUUUAUGAGCUUCUGUUCUGAACAGCAGCAAGUUAUUCCAGCAGCUGCUAAGAUGAUAUAUUUAUCCGUUAUACUUGCGAUGAAUAACUUGCUUGUGUCUUUUGGGGUUAGGGAGUAUUUCCGAAUGCAGAGGUUUGUUGGUGAUGCAAGCAAGACGAAAGGGAGCGAUUCCCAUUUUCAUCCCGAGAAAACUCCAGUACUUAGCUUGGCAACUUAUUAAUAAUACAUCUAAAGCACAAAAAAAAAUGUUCUUGCUUUUAGACGGUAACGCCUCAAACGUCGAUAUUCCUCCCAACGGAUGACCAUGCCUGGCGCCUCCAUUUUCUGAAGUUAUUGCUUCAAGAAAACAAGGAGUCGGAGUGUUUUUCUUCCCCCCUAACGUACAAACACGCACUGUAACGCUUUGAUGAAUUUAGGGAAACAAAUCGAUUGACAAAGGAGACAAAUUCCAUGGCUUUUAGCGGGAAAACCGAAGCCCGGGCAUCAGACACACUAACAGCGAAGUUUUUGACGUCGAAAAGUUGAAGAGAAGUGCAGAUGUGCCGCUCGUAAUCUCCCUUGCCCCCCGCGCAGCCCCGCUUUCUGUUUGAAAUGCCCCCGCAGCCCCUGUGCGCCUCAUGUUACUUUGCUCGUGUUUCUGCUGGGACUCUGACUGGAACCCCCCACCCCGAGCUGCAGCGCCUCUCUCCUGUCACACUCGAUUCGAGUCGCUGAUUUGAUGCUGUAAACAUUCCUUCUUUUGGAUUCGUUUCUGUCUAUUGAUGUUGUGUGUUCUUUUGCCAACCAAAUGCAUCUUAUUUUCAUUUUCUUGUCUUAAAGUAGUUUUUGUUAUGACUUUUUUAUAUAUAUUUUUUUUUGCAUUCUGUGACACUGUUUUGUGUGGGAUGUUUGGGUUUUGUUCAUUCACUCAUCAGCUGGUUAGAGUAGUAUUUUCAAGCCAAACAUGGGUGGGAAGAUGGGGAGGGAGGGGAUUUUAUAUUGUUUGUGAAGCUUUGUUGAAGGGUUUAGCGUUGCGCUGAUCUUAGUUGAUCCACAGCCUAAAUCUCAGGCUGUGGUUAUCAGUCGGAAAACCGUUUCACCCCUUCAUGUUUCUGUACAUUUUGUUGACAGCGCAGCUGUCCUUUUGAUGAAUUUUUUUAUAUAUAUAUACAUAUAUAUAUAUAUAUAUAUGAAGCACUUGUUCUGUACUGCCUAAAUCAUUUUUUUGUUUCCUUUUUUGCUGCCUUUCGUUUUCUAAGCCGUUUGUUUUCCGUGAUGCAGUUUAACCUCUGUCGUUCAGCUCUUUAGUCUUUUAUUUUAUUUUUUUUGUGUCCUGUUUUCCAUUUAUAGUGACGAGACUUUUUUUUUAUAUAUAUUUUGUGUGACUUAAAAAAAAUUUUCUCAUCAGUCCAGGGCGAUGCCAAGCUGUUAUAUUUUGUUUAUUAAAAAAAAUUGAUGAACUGGCCUUUGUUUAAAAAAAAAAAAAGUAAAAAAAACUAAAUAAAAUUUGUACUUUUUUAUUACA